AUGGACAACAAACAAGAAUCCCCCGCCGACCUGAAGCACGAAGCUACCGAUGCCACUGGAGUGGGCGCUGAUGAAGUGGGAGCGCCCAGUGCCCCCGAAGCGGCUGAUCAGAAUCAAGGUGCUGGCUCACCCAGCAAUGGCCAUGAUACGACCUCUGCCAACCCACUAGAUGCUCCGAAAUCACCUCCCAUACAGACCGAAGGAAACGGCGAGCAAGGGGAUGCCGAGAUGGGCGGAGUGGACGACGAUGCCAAAGGCGAUGAAGCUGAUGCUGAAAAAGACAACAUCGAUGACACCCAGGGAACGCCCGCCGGCACCAACGCCGAGGAGGGUCAAUCUACUCAAGCCAAAUCAAACCUCGAAGCUGCCGCCAAUUCACAUUUGGUGGCGCAAACCCAUCAAAUCAUUCUUCCCAGCUACAGCACCUGGUUUGACAUGCAGACCAUCCACGCGAUCGAGAAGAAGUCACUCCCCGAGUUUUUCAAUGGCCGCAACCGAAGCAAGACUCCUGCCGUGUACAAGGACUACCGUGAUUUCAUGCUCAACGCCUACCGAUUGAACCCUGUCGAGUAUCUCACCGUGACCGCGUGUCGAAGAAAUCUAGCUGGUGAUGUGUGCGCCAUUAUGCGGGUACACGCCUUUCUAGAACAAUGGGGGCUUAUCAACUACCAGGUCGAUCCGCAAACACGUCCAGCGAAUAUUGGACCCCCCUUCACAGGACACUUCAGAGUGACCGCUGAUACGCCACGAGGAUUGCAACCAUUCCAACCGGCUCAGAGCACAUUCACCACCCCCGGCAAGCCACAUCCUGCGACCGACCGAGCAAAAUCAGCCACUCCCGCAUCCAAGGCAGAUUUGAACCUGGAACUCCGGCGCAGCGUGUAUGAUGACAAAGGAAAGGAGAUCAAAACCAGCGAAGAGGCUGCAGACAAACAAGCGAAUGGCGAAGGUGCAACAGCCAACGGCACUGCUUUGGGUGAUGCCGCCGCUGUCACCAAGGCGAUGGAGUCCGCCGCAAAGGAACCGAUCAAAUCGUUCAACUGUUAUGCUUGUGGUAUUGACUGCACCAGAUGUCGUUUUCACUAUGCCCGGUCAGAUCAGGCGCCGGGAAAUAACAGUUCGACCGAGACCAAGUACGAUCUAUGCCCCAACUGCUACUUCCAAUCGAGAAUGCCCAGCAAUCAUCGCUCUUCAGACUUUGUGAAACUGGAAGAACCUGCUUACGCGCCAAUUCCGGACAAGGACGCGCCCUGGACCGACUCGGAACUUUUGCUACUUUUGGAGGCGCUGGAAACUUUCGACCAUGACUGGAACGAGGUUUCGAAACACGUCGGCACGCGGACAAGAGAGGAAUGCGUGCUCAAAUUCCUACAACUUGACAUACAGGAUCAAUACCUCGAGGACUCAGCAUUGAAUGGCUCGACGAUGAAGUUACUCAGUGGUCGAAGCCCGCUCAGUCAACUCGAAAACCCAGUCAUGUCAGUCAUCAGCUUUCUUGCCCAGAUUGCCGAACCCAGUGUUAUCGCCGCGGCCACCGGUCGGUCUAUUGCGGCCAUGCAGAAAGAGUUACGGAAGCAGCUGGAAAAAGGCAUGGGUGGCAGUGAGGCGGAUAGCAAAGACAAAGAAAAAGUCAAAUCCGAGGACACGAUGGACGUGGAUGAGACAUCGGUCGAACAACCUUCCGCCGUCUCUAAGGGAUCCGAUGUGAUCAACGAGAUUGCCACUACGGCGUUGGCGACGACGGCCGCUCGCGCCAGUACUCUUGCUUCGCACGAGGAGAGAGAAUUGACUCGGAUGAUUGGGGCGGCGGUGAAUUUGAGCCUGCAGAAAUACGAGUUCAAGAUGACGCAGUUUGCCGAGAUGGAGGAGAUUGUGCAGGCGGAACACCGAGAUCUGGAGAAGGGCCGUCAGCAAUUGUUCUUGGACCGACUAUCCUUCCGAAAGAGAAUGAAGGAGAUGAUGCACACCUUCCAACAAGCAAGUCUGAAGGGAGCGGAAGAAGGCACGCGAGCAAUGCAGGAGACUCUCCAGACCAACGCCGGCCAGCGAUUUGGAUUCCAACCCGACCACGAUACCUCUGGAAUAAGGGUGAAUGCGGCAGGACGUGGUGAUGGGAGAGGCACUGAGCUAUAG
Molecule: messenger RNA, 2133 nt
Organism: Capronia epimyces CBS 606.96
Lineage: Eukaryota; Fungi; Ascomycota; Eurotiomycetes; Chaetothyriales; Herpotrichiellaceae
Product: transcriptional adapter 2-alpha
Exons: 3
Coding region: 1-2133 (710 amino acids)
Biological process (GO): positive regulation of DNA-templated transcription
Cellular component (GO): SWI/SNF complex
Molecular function (GO): DNA binding; histone binding
Source: RefSeq, a predicted model, not a curated record